Messenger RNA from Spirometra erinaceieuropaei, 1077 nucleotides. Lineage: Eukaryota; Metazoa; Platyhelminthes; Cestoda; Diphyllobothriidea; Diphyllobothriidae. The record is from the annotation of a GenBank genome assembly.
AUGCGGACCCACCUGUACUCUACCUUCGUGAACCUGACGAAAGCCUUCGACACGGUGAAUCGUAAAGGACUGUGGAAGAUCAUGCAGAAAUUCGGCUGUCCGGAGCGAUUCACUCAGAUGGUGCGUCAGCUGCACGACGGUAUGAUGGCGCGAGUCACGGACAACGGAGCUGUCUCAGAGGCAUUCGCAGUGACCAAUGGAGUGAAGCAGGGAUGCGUGCUGGCGCCUACCCUCUUCAGUCUUAUGUUCUCAGCCAUGCUGAUGGACGCCUACCGCGACGAACGCCCCGGGAUCCGCAUCGCCUACAGGACCGACGGUCACCUGCUGAACCAACGGCGGAUGCAAUUAAAGUCGCGCGUAUCCACAACCAUCGUCCACGAACUUCUCUUCGCCGACGACUGCGCCCUGAACACCACCUCGGAAGAGGAGAUGCAACGGAGCAUGGACCUGUUCUCCGCCGCCUGCGAGAACAUCGGUCUGGUCAUCAACACGCAGAAGACGGUGGUGAUGCACCAACCGCCACCGAACUCAGUCACAGCCCCCAACGCGCCGCCGCAAAUCAGCGUGAAUGGGGACCAACUGCAAGUGGUGGAGAACUUUCCGUACCUGGGCAGUACCCUCUCCCGCAACACCAAGAUCGACGACGAAGUCGCCAACAGGAUCUCAAAAGUCAGUCAAACCUUCGGCCGCCUCCAAAGCACAGUUUGGAAUCGUCACGGACUUCAACUGAGCACGAAGCUAACGAUGUACAAGGCCGUCAUCCUGCCGACGCUGCUGUACGGAGCGGAGACUUGGACGGUGAACACAAAGCAGGCACGCCGACUGAACGACUUCCACCUCAGUUGUCUUCGUCGCAUCCUGAGGCUGAACUGGCAGGAUCGAAUCCCCGACACUGAAGUACUGGAACGAACGGGAAUCCUCGGCAUCUACACCAUACUGAGACAAAUCAGCUGCGCUGGAGCGGCCACCUGGUGCGCAAGGACGACGAGCGACUACCCAAACGACUCUUUUACGGAGACGUCGCGACGGGUUCUCGUCGUCAAGGAGGCCAAAUUCGCCGUUACAAGGAUACCCUGA